AUGGCUAAGCGCCGGCGAACAGAAAUAGCCUUCAUCGCCAACCCGGCUUCCCGCCUCGUGACCUACUCCAAGAGGCGCAAGGGCCUCUUCAAUAAGGCCUCCGAGCUCUGCCGCCUCUGCAGCGCUCGCGCUGCUGUCGUUGUCUUCUCGCCCACCGGCAAGCCCUGCUCUUUCGGCUACCCAUCCGCUGAUGACAUUGUCGCUGACUACCUCCGCGUCGGCGACGGCGACGCGAUGCCGCCGAUGGAUCUAACCGAGUGGGAGCAAUGGGUCGACACAGAAUUGGAUGCUUGCGCAACCGAGGAAGAACUCGAAUACUUCAUCUGGAAGUACGAAGCCGUCUGCAAUUGUGUGCGCCAAAAGUUGAAAGCUUUGGAGGAGGAGGAGGAGGAUGCGCAAGUGAAGGUCAGCGGCGGCGCGGGCGAUUCUCAAGUUCUGACCGAGGAGGAGAUAGAUCCAAUAUUCGAGAGAUCAAGCCGAUGCCCAGCGCGUCCGGAUCUCUCGACUGAUGGCGAUCAGGACGGUGUCAUGACUUCGCCGGAGAACAGGGCCGCCAGCGGUGGAAGUUCGGCAAUGGAGUCCAACCCUGCGCGCUCCGAUCUCGAAGGUUGCGGAGCUAAUGCCACCGGAGGUGGAAGUUUGGGAAUGGCGUGGACCCCAACGUGCUCAGAUCUCGAGCAUUGCGGGUUCGAUCCAGAUGAGUUCCUUACUCUGUUGGCGGACGGUGAUGGUUUCUUGAAUUCGCCAGAGGACUCGGCGGUCAGCGGUGGAAACUCGGGAGUGGAGGCCACGCUCUCCGAUCAAGAGGGCUAUGGAUGUUAUGAUCCAAAUGAUUUUGUUGAUCUGGAAGACUUGGAUGUUCAACUGUGA
Molecule: messenger RNA, 870 nt
Organism: Rhodamnia argentea
Lineage: Eukaryota; Viridiplantae; Streptophyta; Magnoliopsida; Myrtales; Myrtaceae
Product: MADS-box transcription factor 50-like
Exons: 1
Coding region: 1-870 (289 amino acids)
Biological process (GO): regulation of transcription by RNA polymerase II
Molecular function (GO): protein dimerization activity; RNA polymerase II cis-regulatory region sequence-specific DNA binding; DNA-binding transcription factor activity, RNA polymerase II-specific
Source: RefSeq, a predicted model, not a curated record